Molecule: messenger RNA, 4620 nt
Organism: Salvelinus namaycush (lake trout)
Lineage: Eukaryota; Metazoa; Chordata; Actinopteri; Salmoniformes; Salmonidae
Product: serine palmitoyltransferase 2-like
Exons: 12
Coding region: 76-1830 (584 amino acids)
Biological process (GO): sphingosine biosynthetic process; ceramide biosynthetic process
Cellular component (GO): serine palmitoyltransferase complex
Molecular function (GO): serine C-palmitoyltransferase activity; pyridoxal phosphate binding
Source: RefSeq, a predicted model, not a curated record
CUAGUGCCGGCAUUAACGGAGAAGAGAAGAGUCCCUGGGUGAACAAGUAUACAACCGGGAUAUUCAAGCGAAUAAAUGCCACCAAGUAUGACUGAGAGCUCGGCGAAUAAGUUGAUAAAUGGAGAUGUUUGCCACCGGACCGCAAACGGUAAAAAAUCUUCGGGAAGGAACGGUUUCGUGAAGAAUCAUUGUUUGUUCCAACAACCGCAACAGAAGAAGUAUCGGCGCCCGAGUGAGAAGAACAACCAUGCUGUGCGUAACGCCAGCCUGUACAACAAGCCGUUUGUGGAGCAGUUUGAGGAGACUCCUCUGCUUGUGGCGGUUCUCACCUACGUGGGCUACGGCAUCCUCACCAUCUUCGGGUACCUCAGAGACUUCCUGCGGAACUGGGGCGUCGAGAAAUGCCACGUGGCCAGUGAGAGGGAUGAACAGAAGGACUUUGUUCCGCUGUACCAGGACUUUGAGAACUUCUACACCAGGAAUCUAUACAUGCGUAUCCGUGACAACUGGAACAGGCCUAUCUGCAGUGUCCCUGGAGCCAAGAUGGACCUGGUGGAGAGAACCUCCAAAGACUACAACUGGACCUUCGAACACACAGGCAAGGUGGUGAAAGACGUGAUCAACAUGGGUUCUUAUAACUACCUGGGCUUUGCUGAGAACACUGGGAGGUGUGCUGACAGUGCCACAGGGUCGACACACAAGUACGGUGUGGGAGUGGGCAGCACCCGCUCUGAGAUGGGUAACCUGGACAUCCAUGAGGAGUUGGAGCAGUUGGUUGCUAGGUUCCUGGGGGUGGAGUCAUCCAUGGCGUUUGGGAUGGGCUUCGCUACCAACUCCAUGAACAUUCCUGCUCUCGCUGGGAAGGGCUGUUUGAUUCUGAGUGAUGAGUUGAACCAUGCCUCUCUGGUGUUGGGGGCGCGCCUCUCUGGCGCCACCAUCCGCGUCUUCAAACACAACAAUAUGGUGAGUCUAGAGAAGCUGUUGAGAGAUGCCAUUGUUCACGGCCAGCCCAGAACACACAGGCCCUGGAAGAAGAUGCUCAUUCUGGUCGAGGGAAUCUACAGUAUGGAGGGCUCUAUAGUACGUCUGCCUGAGGUGAUAGCCCUGAAGAAGCAUUAUAAGGCCUAUCUGUACCUGGAUGAGGCCCAUAGCAUCGGAGCUCUCGGACCACGAGGUGGAGGGGUGGUGGACUACUUUGGUCUGGACCCCAAAGACGUUGACAUCAUGAUGGGAACAUUCACGAAGAGCUUUGGUGCUGCUGGAGGGUACAUCGGAGGGAAGAGGGAGUUGAUAGACUACCUGCGGUCCCACUCCCACAGUUCAAUCUAUGCCACGGCCAUGUCCCCUCCCGUGUCACAACAGAUCAUCACCUCUAUGAAGAUCAUCAUGGGAGAGGACGACACCACUCUGGGGGCGGAGCGUCUAAAGCAGUUGUCAGAAAAUACCAUAUACUUCAGAAGGAAACUCCGAGAGAUGGGAUUCAUCAUCUACGGAAACAAUGACUCUCCUGUCGUACCCAUGAUGCUCUACAUGCCCGCCAAAAUAGGGGCGUUUGGCAGGGAGAUGCUGAAGAGGAACAUUGGGACGGUGGUGGUUGGCUUCCCUGCCACACCCAUCAUAGAGUCCAGGGCCAGGUUCUGUGUGUCUGCCGCACACACCAGGGACAUGCUGGACACGGCAUUGGAGGCCAUCGGUGAGGUUGGGGAUGUGUUGCAGGUGAAGUACUCCAGACAUCAUGAUUUCCCCUCCUCCCUGGGUCCAUGGUCCUCUGCGGAGAGUCUGCUCCUGGAGCCCAGCCACGUCAAGUCUUCUUGUCAUAUAACUAACUGAACCAGCUACACCAGGCAUACUUGCACGUUUGUUUGUUUUUGCACUUACCUGGUGCACCGGCUCUAAAUCAGUCCCUGACUAAAGAAUGAAAAUGUAGAAGUGGAACUUAGUGGAUUUGAGUAUCUCUUGACCUACACUACAGUGGGGCAGGGAUAAAAAAGUCACCAAGGUCCUAUCGUGUGUGUUCGUUUCGAAGUGUGUAAGCCCCUAUCGUUGUCUUAAUGUAUCUUAACUUAUUGUGAAUUAAUUUCUUUGUGUUGGACCUAAAUGUUGAAUCCUUUUUCCGUGUGCACACUGCAUUAUGGGGGCUUCUAGUGCAAUAAUAACAAGAUGGGGAGGAAGAGUAGAACAAGACAUGGAUUUCUAUUGCCAUUCAAAUAUACAAUUUGUUUGGUUGUACCAAUGGAGUUAAUGAAUCAGAGAAAUGGAAUCCCUAGAACCGGGAUCUACAUUUUGUUCUAGGGAUUAUAUUUCUAGGAUAACAGCAGAAGUUAUAAUGCAAGAAAGAAGUAAAUAAAUAAUAUAUAUCAUUCAUGACUAGUAGGGCAACAUAUAGGCUUCAUAUCAAAUGAGGUACAUCGUCAAGUGUAGCUUAUUUUAUAUUAAACUUUCAACUCUGAUCGGUGUGUUAGACUAUAAUAUUGUCACUGGGGUUUUUUCCCUGACCAUUGUUGAUAUUAUCUGCUGUUUACACAGUAAAUGAACAGGUAAAAUCUCAAUGUCUUAGACCUAUUAUCAGAGCUAAUCCUCUCUCGCUCUUGCUCUCUCUCGCUCUGUCUGUGUGUGUGUAAGCUACAUAUUACACCUGUUUAGAAGAAUAGGGUAAGAACCCUUUUGAAGAGCUGCCAUGUUGUGAAUAUUUCUUAUAUAUAUAUAUAUUACAGCUUUUUUCCCUAUGAUUCUUCAGCCUUUAAUAUUUAGUGUUUAUGCCUGCACUCGAAUGACUUAAGCCCAAAUGUCUUAAACAUGUCUAUACGCUCUAGCGUAUUUAACAUGUCUAUACGCUCUAGCGUAUUUAACAUGUCUAUACGCUCUAGCGUAUUUAACAUGUCUAUACGCUCUAGCGUAUUUAACAUGUCUAUACGCUCUAGCGUAUUUAACAUGUCUAUACGCUCUAGCGUAUUUAACAUGUCUAUACGCUCUAGCGUAUUUAACAUGUCUAUACGCUCUAGCGUAUUUAACAUGUCUAUACGCUCUAGCGUAUUUAACAUUUCUAUAAGCUUGAUAAGAGACGUGUCGUGUGAAGUGUUUCAAUUGGGGUUGGUAUCACGGACACUGAUUUUUAGGCUAGUCCUGGACUGGAAAACGAUUUGAAUGGAGAUUCUUGGCUUAAUCUGUGUCCGGGAAACUGACCCUUACUGAAGUGCCACGUGAUUUGAGUCUCUAACUGUAUAUCUUCUAAGUGCUUAUGUUAAUAACCAGCGUUGAUGUCUUCGUAAACUAUGACACGCUGGCCAUAAUAUGACCCACCUGUUUAUCUGUAUGUAUGAAGAUGAUGCAUCCUAGCCAUGCUUCUCUGAUGUACAGAUAUGUCCUCAUUUGGUAAAACUUCCUAUUGAUACCCUCUUCACAGUGCAUUAUAAGUGCAUUUAUAGUGCCUUAUGAGCUAUAUAUAAUGCACGACAUAGACAUACAGGAAGUGUUACGCCUUUAUUUAUUACAAAUGUCAUAUCUUUUUUCAAUCUGCUCUAUUUUGUGGAAGAUGUUUCUAAUAUAAUGUCUCUGUGGCAGCUCUAAAUAUUUUCUACACCUUUUUUUGGGGGGGGGGGUAACCAAGAACCGUAAAGGGUUCUUUGUUAUUUCUGUAUAAUCCUUUUUGGUUCCAGGUAGAACCUUUUUUUUUGGUUCCAGAACCUUUAACCAAAAGGUUCUUUUGAGGGUUCUUUGUUGGGUGAAAGAGUUCUGCCUGGAAGCAAAACAGUUCUACAGGGACAGCAGAAGAAACCUUUAGGAACACUUUUGAUGGAGUAUGCGUGUCUUUAAUAACAGACGGACCACGUCUUCAGUGCUAGUACUACUGACAGGCAUUGGAAAUGCACUUGUUUUAAUUUUAGUUUUGUUUUGUUUAAAUGUUAUGUUUGACUUUCCAUGGCUCAAUUUAUGGGUCAGUUCAAGUAUAAUAUUGUCUUUAGUCAAAUAUCCAGUUUGUAGUGUGUGUGAGUACAUCAUUUUUAUUUGUAUUGGAAGUAGAAAUAUGUGGAACAGAGCUGCGGUUAGCACUGUGAUCAUUCCACUACUACAAACUCCUUAUUCAACUAUGGCUGAGAUUUAAAGUGUCUAUAAUUUGUCCAGACGUAACAUUUUAAACUUGCUACUUGUCUGUUGUGUUUAGUUAAAUCUGGGUGGGCCCAUGUAGUCUGUUUUCAUCCCAAAUGGCAAUAUUCCCUAUAGUGCACUACUCUUGACCAGAGCCCUAGUCAAAAUGGUGCACUAUACUGGGAAUAGGGUGCUAUUUGGGACUCACCCUGUGUAUCCUGUUCCCAUCUCCUUUCUAUUGAGGCAUGAUGUGAUUGCUGACAUCCAGUAACAUGACCAUUUAUCUCAGGAAGGCUGUUUAGAUUUCAAUAAUACUAUAAACAUAUGAAAUUAAUCAUUAUCUGACUCAAAGUAAAUGGUUUUUUUUAAAUGAAAAGAUUUAAAAGCCCUUUGAUGUAACAUUACAUCGUUUAACUUGCAAUGGAAAGAGAGCUGUGAUCUGACCUACUCUGUAAAUGCAUAUACACCUGUAUGUUAUCAGUAGGCUUUUACUCUUGGCAAGUUCAAUGUUUGAAGAUAAACCACUUGAUGGGG